UGUCACCAUCACUGGUGUACGUCACUAUUGCAGGAAAUGGUGAUACCUAGGCACUGAAGGAAUAAUCACUAACAUUUUAAGCAUUUUCAGCGGCAUAAAGAUGAUGCGAAGACCCAGAACCACCGCCAAAUGUGUCAGUUACAAUGAAUACGAAAAUACUGACACCGACAUGUCUCUUUCUCAGACAGUGAGUGAUGGUGAGGACGAUGAGGAGUGGAAGCCAACAGAUCCACAAUCCAGUGUUUCCCCCAAUGCUGCCAAAAUGUCUGCAACAAGGGAAAAGAAAGCUGCUGUCACAAGGACUGCUAAACCAAAAGAACAAAAACGACCUAAAGUCACCAAAGUGUCUAGAGAUGCUAAGCCUCGGGCCCCAUGCAAGCCUGCUGCAGGACAAAAAACGACUUCUAAAAGAGCAAAGGAUGCUGCUGAAGCUGGAAUGCCUGGUAUAAAAAGGAAGAAGACCCAUGCUGGUUUUGAGAAGGACCAGUGUGAGGCACAGACAGACUUCCAAGAAGAAAAAAUGACAGAUGAAAGUGACAUUACUAUCAAACCAAAGGAAGAGAGGUUAUCAUUCAUUGUUUCACAAGUCCCUGGCACAAGCAACUGGGGAGACGAAGGAUCAUCUCAAAUUCAUCCUCCAGUGAAGAAGGAAAACCUGAAAGAGGAAGAUUUCACUUUUGAUGAGCCCUGUUUAAAGAAACAGAAGACUAGUGGGGCUUGUCAAGGCCAACCCACUGCUAGACCCCUUUUGGAAGGACAGCCUUGCUCUCUAAAAAACGAACUCAACAUGAACUGGAACGUGACAGAGCUGCUCUCUGCACUGACAUGUGUAGAGAAAUGGGUGUGUGCGAACAUCAUUCUUCUGCUUCGUGAAGAAAACACCGUGCCGUUCAUGGUGCGCUAUCGCAAAGAGAUGAUUAACCACUUGGAUGCAGACGCCGUCCGAGACGUCCAAAUUGUAUAUGAGGAGUUAUGUUCUCUGGCCAAGAAGACCAAUUCUGUGAUACAAACUCUAAAGAAAGAUGGGGUUUUGACCCCUGAGUUGGAGAAAACAAUGAGGAGCUGCCGGUCCACUGAUGAACUGGAUCAUGUGUAUUCUCCAUAUAAGAAAGGCAGCAAGCUGACUAAAGCUCGUAGAGCAAAGGCCCUCGGCCUGGAAGCAGCUGCCUCUGCAUUGAUCAACGCACCACAAACUCUGGAUUUAAGCACAUGGGUACAACCUGCUACUCAAGGUCUGUCGUCUCUGAAGGAAGUGACAACAGGUGUGGAGCAUAUCCUGGCUGACAUGAUAGCCAAAGACCCUGAAACCCUCACCUAUGUUAAGGCUUUAUGUGAGAAGAGUUUUGUGACCAUCCAGUCAUCUGUGUCAAAGACGGCCCUGAAGGAGAAAGAACAAGACAAAUCGGGCAGCAAAAAAGCCGGAGCUGAGCACGGCAAACCUAAAGACAUAGAAAAAUUUCAUCUCUACUUUGAAUUCACCUGUAAUAUCCAGCGCAUCCAGCCUCACCAGACGCUGGCCAUUAACCGAGGGGAGAGUCUGAAGAUUUUGACAGUGAAAGUUAAUAUUCCUGACAGAGUGAAGAGUGACUUCACCUGGUGGUGUGUCAACAACAGAUGGAGGCCAAAGUCUAUGGCAAAAGAAGAACAGAAAGCAAUCAUAAUGAAUGCUGUGGACGACUCCUAUAAGCGUCUUAUCCUGCCUUUUCUCACAAGGAGCUACAGGACAAAGUUAACAAGUGCAGCAGAGAAAGAGUCGAUUGCAAUGUUUGUGCGAAACCUCCGCCAGCGCCUCUUGGUAUGUCCUGUCAGAGGCUGUGUCAUUAUGGGAGUGGACCCUGGCUUCAGACAUGGCUGCAAGCUGGCAAUCCUCUCCCCAACUAGUCAGAUUAUCCACACAGAUGUCCUGUAUCUGCACAAUGCAGGACAACAAAGAGAAGCGGAGAAAUUGCGCCACCUCAUGACCAAAUAUAGCUGUACUAAGGUUGUCAUCGGCAACGGGACUGCUUGUCGUGAAACGGAGACCUUUUUCGCAGACCUUAUCGCAAGACGUUUUUUUCACCCUUUGGAUGUGUCAUACUGUAUAACUAACGAGGCAGGAGCUUCCAUCUACAGUGUGAGUCCUGAGGCAGUCAAAGAGAUGCCAGACUUGGACCCUAACCUAAGGAGUGCAGUGUCCAUUGGAAGACGUGUUCAGGAUCCACUGGGUGAGCUUGUGAAGAUUGAUCCUAAACACAUAGGGAUUGGGACAUAUCAGCAUGAUGUGUCUGCUGGAGCUCUGAAGGCAGCGCUGGAGGGAGUGGUGCAGGAGUGUGUGAGUUUCGUCGGUGUGGACAUCAACAUCUGCUCUGAGAUACUGAUGAGGCACGUAGCAGGGCUUAAUGCGGGCCGAGCUCGCAAUAUAACCGAGUGGAGAGAGCAGAACGGUCCCUUCACCAAUAGGGAGCAGCUCAAGCUGGUCAAAGGCAUGGGGCCCAAGUCCUACCAACAGUGUGCUGGCUUCAUCAGAAUCGACCCUCAGACUCUGCAGAGUGUGAAAUCCUCACCGCAGCCUGCAGCAACAGUAACGGGGAAAGCAGCAACUAAGAAGUGUAAAGGAAAAACCGGUGUCAAAACGGCCGAUUCAUUAAACCCUCUGGAUCAAACCUGUAUUCAUCCAGAGUCCUACAGUGUGGCGCAGAGAUUUCUUUCUCUUGUGGAUGGGAGUGUGGACCAGAUUGGGAGUGCAGUCUUGAAGCACUGUGUGGAGAGCAAGAUUAAGACAAAUUCUGUUGAGGAACUGGCCCGAGUCGUAGACACCACACCAGAAACUCUCAAGAUCAUCAUAGACGGCCUCACACAGCCGCCAGGCUUUGACAUUCGACAAAAUUUUGGGCAGCCGGACUUUAAACGAGGCAUUGUGUCCAUAAGUGAUCUCCAGCCGGGUACGGUGUUGACGGGCAGGGUGGACAACACUACUCUGUUUGGAUCUUUUGUAGAUAUUGGUGUGGGCCGUUCAGGCCUCAUCCACAAGAGCAAGAUAACUCUGGAUAAGCUGCCUGUCAGCCAGCGACGCCGGAGCCUGGCGCUGGGACCUGGGGAGCGAGUUGAGGUCCGGGUCCUCAAUGUGGACUCUCAGAGGGGACGGAUUUCACUGGACCUCAUCAGAGUACUGCAGUAGAGUAACCUCAUUUUCAUAAAAAGUGAUGCGGUAUAGCAAAUUAUUGCUUUUAAUAAAGUUAAAUUGCUCGUUAACCUUAACUGCAAUUGUGGUUGCUAAGUUAUGUGUUUUUUUGUACUCCUAAUAAAUCUGUUAGUGUGAGCAUUAGCUAAGCCAAGGUCACCCUGCCACCUUCUGCCUUGUCUCUUCAGCUGUCCUGAGCGGGUUGCCAGGGACUUUCUUCUGUUUUGAAGGGUCACCGGGACCCUGUUCUUGUACCUGCAUUUUUUUGAGGGGUCACUGGGACACUCCUCCUCCACUUGCUCAUUUUAAAGGUUACUGGGAUGCUCCUCUUCUACUUGCUUAUUUUGAGGCGUCAUUGGGAUGCUCCUCCUUUACUUGAUCUUUUUAUGGGGUUACUGGGAUGCUCCUUUUCUACCUGCUUAUUUUGAUAGGUCACCAGGAUAUCCCUCUUCUACUUGUUUGUAGAAACCAGGAACAGUUCUUGCUCAUAUGAAGGUUUAAUGCUAGAAUUAAUUGGCAUCUGCACUUUAGGUUUAAAAAAAAAAAGGUUUAAUUAUUUAAUUUUGUUAAACAAAAAAUGUAAAAACACAGAUUUGGUUGGGACUGAUGGAGGUAAGAAGAGCCUCCCAGACUGCAGUCAAAGCCUUAGGCUUUUUAGCUUAUUCUUAGGCACAAUAAUUCCUCGUUACACACACAUAUGCACACCCCCUACUAAUCAGAUGCCUCAAAAUUAAUCCCAGAUUCCCCAUCCGCAUUAUGUAAUUUGUUUGGUUUUAUGAAACUAUAAUAAAUAAAAGAAUAAAUAUAGUUCUGGGAAAGCCUGAGGUCCCGUAUGCUAAACAUUACACUGAAUGCAGAUUACCUAAUCACUGUUGGCCCCGCUGCUUUGGUGUCUGCCUUUAGGCCAACAAAUGGAAUAUAUUCUACAUGCACAAGCACAAAAAGAUGUUCCAUCAAGAUGAAUUAGUAGUGGUAGGUUGCUUGGAGAUGACCUAGGAAAUUAAGACUAGCACCAGUCUGGAUUUUCACUGGGUUUCAUCAUCACUCAUGAAUUUCUUUUUUGAGAUGGUUCUGUUCCCAAAUCAAAGCCUUAUUUUAUUUGAUGUUUACUCCCAAUGUCGAAUUGUUGUCUUUUUUUUGCUUUCCUCAUCCUGGAAGACUCAUGCUUUAAUUUUUCCAGUGUUUUUUGCUUUUCGUAUUUCAUUUUAGGGAACAUGUGUAUUUGUCAAAGUAGACAGCCUCUCUCAGCACCAGUCCUUUUUUUUCUGCCUUUAAUUUUCCUCACUCUGCCAAACGUGAGCCUACAGAUGAAACGGCCAAUCUGGCAGCCUGCCACUGCUGCCUUUUGGAGUUUUUUGUCAGACACUGUCCAGUAAUGAGCUUGUGAUAACAAACAGGGUAACUGUGGGAGUACUUGUGUAGUUCUCUGUUAUGAUCCACUGCAAAAGCUCACUGCUGCUGUGUUAUAGAGGGAUCUCCUCUGUGUUUGUUGAAAUUUGAAGAAAAUUGAUGGCGAGCAUGCCAUCAAAUAAAUGUCACUCUUUGACUCAAAGCACAUCUUCUGUUUGGGUUUUCAUAGGUCUUGUGCUAUUAAAAAAACAGAGUAACUGCGGUAAACCCAAAAAAGUCUGCAGGGCUUCUUGUGUUAGUUGUACAAAAAUCUAACAAAGGAGACAAAAUUGGAUCCAGUGUCUUUUUCACUAGGAGUUAAGAGUAGCUGUCAUGCCAAGUGCUAUAUUCAUAUGUAAAAUGUUUUGUACUUUUCCUCCCAAGGCUACCUUUCAAUGAAUGUAACUGACUGUGCUCAUUUUGUUACGACUGCUGCGCUGCUUGAUUAAAAAAAAGGGGGGGGAGCUGAAUGCAGGAAAAAGUUGUUGGAGAAAUCAAUACAAUAAUUUUCUCAGUGAAAAUAAAAAGCUCAAAUAUUA
This is a messenger RNA of Oryzias latipes (Japanese medaka), 5088 nucleotides long. It is a transcript of the gene srbd1, whose product is annotated as S1 RNA binding domain 1. The record is from RefSeq and is a predicted model, not a curated record. Gene Ontology annotation, molecular function: structural constituent of ribosome; mRNA binding. Gene Ontology annotation, biological process: nucleobase-containing compound metabolic process; translation. Lineage: Eukaryota; Metazoa; Chordata; Actinopteri; Beloniformes; Adrianichthyidae.